Hyaloscypha bicolor E is the source of this 2274-nucleotide messenger RNA. Its product is annotated as long chain fatty alcohol oxidase-like protein. NCBI's taxonomy places the organism in Eukaryota, Fungi, Ascomycota, Leotiomycetes, Helotiales, Hyaloscyphaceae. The record is from RefSeq and is a predicted model, not a curated record. The transcript has 4 exons. The coding region runs from base 1 to 2274 and encodes 757 amino acids. Gene Ontology annotation, molecular function: long-chain-alcohol oxidase activity; flavin adenine dinucleotide binding.
AUGGCUACCUCUGAGGUUGAAGCUCUGACUCCCCUUGCAACUCCCGUCCCAGAUGGGCCCACCGAGCUACCCUUCUCCGAGCUGCAAUGGUCUACUUUGCUGGCCAUAAUGGACACGGUCAUUCCAUCAAUUCGAAGAGAAACGACGACAAACAACACGAUCAACCAGUUAACCAUCUCAGACGUCGAGUACAACAAAACCGUGAAGCACCUCAAGAAGACGUUGGCCAAUUCGCCUGACAGCGAGUCUUUGGACGAAUAUCUCGACGAAAAGCCCUCUGAUAAUCAAAGAUUCCAAGCCCUGCUACAACGAACGCUUUCCACCUUCGUCAGGGAUGAUGCAAGGCAGGGCUUGUCAUUGAUACUGACAACACUGAACACUCGAGUCGGGUCUCUCAUGCUCACUGGCUAUGCUACCCCAUUCCAAGACCAACCAGUUCAUCUCCGCCAGACUAUUCUCGAUGGCUGGCGUGUCUCCUAUCUCCCCCCUCUGAAUGCGGUCCACAAGCAGAUGACGCUUGUUGCGAAAAGUAUCUGGCUCAAGACAAGUCCAACAUACCACAAGCUCUCCGGAUUCACACCAGUCCCAAACCACUACAAGCCAGGUUCUCACUACGAAUAUGAAUUUCUGCAAUUCCCUGCUGGAUCUGGGCCAGAGAUGGUCGAUACGGACGUUGUAAUUGUUGGCUCUGGGUGUGGUGGGGCGGUUUGUGCGAAGAAUUUGGCAGAAGCUGGGCAUCGCGUUCUGGUCGCCGACAAAUCAUAUUACUAUCCUCCGGAGCAGCUACCGAUGUCAGAAGAGGAGGGUGGUAUUCAUUUGUUUGAAAAUGGAGGAGUCGAGAUGACGGAUGAUGCUUCUAUGGGUAUCAUCGCAGGCAGCGCGUGGGGAGGAGGCGGUACGGUCAACUGGUCGGCCAGUCUUCAAACCCAAAGUUUUGUCCGAAAAGAGUGGGCACAGGACAGAGGCCUCACGUUUUUCGAGACUGCCGAAUACCAGAACUGUCUUGACCGAGUUUGUCAUCGUAUGGGGGUUUCUGCCGAACACAUCCAUCAUAACCAUGGAAAUGAGGUUCUCUUGGAAGGCUCGAGGAAACUAGGUUACCAUGCCAAAGCCGUACCUCAAAACACGGGAGGAGCCACGCAUUACUGUGGACAUUGUACGCUGGGUUGUGGAGCCGCUCAGAAGCAAGGACCAGUCGUUUCUUGGCUACCAGAUGCCGCGAAAGCUGGUGCAAAGUUUGUGGAAGGCUUCAAAAUUGAACGUGUGAUAUUCGGCCAGGCCAAUGGCAAAAAGAAGGCGGUCGGAGUCGAGGGGAUCUGGACAUCUAGGAAUAAAAACGGCGGCGUAGAUGGACCUCUCUCCGAACGAAUCAUCCGUAAGGUUAUUGUCAGAGCCAAGAAGGUUAUUAUAUCUUGUGGAACCUUGUGGAGUCCGAUCGUGUUGAUGAACAGUGGUCUCAAGAAUAAACAAAUUGGACGCAAUCUUUACCUUCACCCUGUCAAUCUUGUUGCUGGCGUGUACAAAGAAGAUAUCAGACCCUGGGAAGGUGGGAUCCUAACCUCCGUCUGCUCAACAUUCGAAAACCUUGACGGCCAUGGGCAUGGCGUGAAACUCGAAGCAACCUGCAUGCUUCCAUCAUUCUUCCUUCCUACCAUGAAUUGGAACAACGGAUUGGACUACAAGACACAAGCUCUGAAAUUCCGACAUACCAACGGAUAUAUUUCCAUCUGCCGGGAUCGAGAUACUGGAAGAGUCUACCCAGACCCAACGUCAGGAGUUCCUCGAUGCCAAUAUUCGCCAAGUGCCUUCGACCGUGCACACAUCAUGGAGGGGCUUGUCGCUCUGGCCAAAAUUUGCUACGUAACUGGCGCCACCGAGAUCCAUGCCUCCAUCCAAGGUCUGAAACCAUUCAUCCGAGAUCCCGAUGAAGACAGCACGUCAGAAGAACAAGAGGACCCAGGCGUGACCAAUCCCCGCUUUCGAGAAUGGCUUGAAGAACUCCGACGUAUUGGUAACAAGCCUCCAACGGGAACGUUCGCCUGCGCACAUCAGAUGGGAAGCAACCGUAUGAGUAGUCGUCCGCAAGAUGGGGUGGUUGAUCCUAAGGGUAAGGUUUGGGGUACUGAAGAUCUUUAUGUUUCAGAUGCGAGUGUCUUCCCCAGUGCGAGUGGAGUCAACCCAAUGGUGACGAAUAUGGCUAUCAGUGAUUGGAUCUCGAGAGGUAUUAGCAAGGAGCUGAGGAGCAUGAAUGGAAAGGCCGAGCCGAGGUUGUAA